AUGGCAGCCUGUCCAGGCAUGGGGUGGCCUGGCCUGCUCCUGCUGCUGAUGACUACUGUGGCCUCCACUCAGAGCCAAGGCUGUCCCCAGCGCUGUGAGUGCAUGGCCAAGCUCAAGUCUGUGGCCUGCCAAGGCAAGCGCCUGUCUGCCCUCCCCGACAGCAUCUCCUCGGACACACGCCUGCUGGACAUGAGUGGGAACAUGCUUCGCUGGGUGGAGCAUGGCGACCUCCUCUCCUACCCUCGGCUGGAGGAGCUAGACCUGAGUGAGAACAUAAUCAGUGUCCUGGAGCCCAACGCCUUCUCUAGCUUGCAGAACCUGAGGGUGCUGUCGCUGAGGGGGAACCAGCUCAAACUGGUCCCCAUGGGCGCCUUCUCACGCCUCACCAACCUCACCACACUAGACCUGAGUGGGAACAAGAUCGUCAUCCUGUUGGACUUCACUUUCCAGGAUCUAAAGAGCCUGAGGAACCUGGAGGUUGGCGACAACGACCUGGUCUACAUCUCCAACAAGGCCUUCCUGGGCCUGGUGGGUCUGAGGGAGCUCACCAUUGAGAGGUGCAACCUGACCUCCAUCUCCAGCCAGUCUCUCUCCUACCUCCGCAGCCUGGUCACUCUGCGCCUGCGCUACCUCAGCAUCUCCUCCCUGGAUGACCAGAACUUCCGUAAGCUGGGCGGGCUGCGGGGUCUGGAGAUCGACCAUUGGCCCUUCCUGGAACACAUCUCCCCCCACAGCCUCCAGGGCCUCAACCUGUCUUGGCUGUCCAUCACCAACACUAACAUCACCUCUGUGCCCACAGCCGCCCUACGCAGCCUGGCCCACCUCACCAGCCUCAAUCUCUCCUACAAUCCCAUCUCAGUGCUGGAGUCCUGGGCCCUUAGGGACCUGGUCCGGCUGAAGGAGCUACACCUGGUCAACACCAACCUGAUGACGGUGCAGCCGUACGCCCUCGGUGGCCUUCGGCAGAUCCGCCUGCUUAACCUGUCCACUAACGCCCUGGUAACCCUGGAGGAGGGCGCCUUCCAGUCUGUCAACACCCUGGAGACGCUGCGUGUAGAUGGGAACCCUCUGUCCUGUGACUGCCGCCUGCUCUGGAUCCUCCAGCGCAGGAAGACCCUCAACUUUGAAGGGAAGUCCCCAGUGUGUGCGGGACCCAUGGAGGUGCAGGGCAGGGCCCUCAGUGCCUUCUCAGACUCUGCCCUCUUUGACCACUUUACCUGCCAGAAGCCCAAGAUACGCAACAGGAAGCUGCAGCCUGUGACUGCCAGGGAGGGCCAGGUAGUGUCCUUUGUGUGCCGGGCGGAGGGUGAACCCACACCUAUCAUCUUCUGGGUAUCUCCCCAGCGCCGUCGGAUCACUACCAAGAGCACUGGACGUGUCAUCGUCCUACCUGAGGGAACGCUGGAGAUCCGCUACGCCCAGGUGACUGACAGCGGCACCUACAUCUGCAUCGCCAGCAAUGCCGGGGGUAACGCCACCUACUUUGCCACGCUGACCGUGAGCGCGCUGCCUCUGGACGCAGCGCUCAUGGCCAACCGCACAUACUACACAGGUGACCUCAACGAGACCAAUCUGAACGACACCAAGGUCUUCCUCAAGUUCACCUUGGACCUCAAGACAAUCCUGAUAUCCACAGCCAUGGGGUGUUGCUUGUUCCUUGGGGUGGUGGUCUUCUGUUUCCUGAUGCUGUUCGCAUGGAGCCGGGGCCGGGGGCAGCACAAGAAUAACUUCUCAGUAGAGUACUCCUUCAGAAAGGUAGAUGGCCCUGCUGCCAGUGGCGGACAGGGAGGGGCCCGUAAGUUCAACAUGAAGAUGAUUUGA
Oncorhynchus masou masou (cherry salmon) is the source of this 1821-nucleotide messenger RNA. It is a transcript of the gene lingo3a, whose product is annotated as leucine rich repeat and Ig domain containing 3a. The record is from RefSeq and is a predicted model, not a curated record. Gene Ontology annotation, cellular component: extracellular matrix. Gene Ontology annotation, molecular function: protein binding. NCBI's taxonomy places the organism in Eukaryota, Metazoa, Chordata, Actinopteri, Salmoniformes, Salmonidae. The coding region runs from base 1 to 1821 and encodes 606 amino acids. The transcript has a single exon.